Molecule: messenger RNA, 2931 nt
Organism: Alosa alosa (allis shad)
Lineage: Eukaryota; Metazoa; Chordata; Actinopteri; Clupeiformes; Clupeidae
Gene: ankrd13a
Product: ankyrin repeat domain 13A
Exons: 15
Coding region: 200-2104 (634 amino acids)
Cellular component (GO): cytoplasm
Molecular function (GO): protein binding
Source: RefSeq, a predicted model, not a curated record
CAUUUCGUGAUUUGACCGAACGUCGGUCCCUUUACUCGUAUCACACAGCAUUGUACUAAUACAUUUUUUCAUUUACAUUUGCAUUGAUGCAUUUAGGGGGCAAUGUUUGAUAUAUUUUUCAUGGCGACACAUAGCUAGCCUAUGCUAGCCUAGCCUGUUGGUGUGGAACAUAAGCUAGCUAGAAGUUUAUCAAGGAAGAAUGUUACCUGCCGACAACGACGAUUUCAGGGCUAGGUUUCCAUUGCACUCCUUAGUUUGGGAGAAUGACUACAGGAAUCUGGAUAAGUCGGUACCUACGAAUAACAAAGAGGAGGUUGACCCCAGAGGACGAACACCCCUCCAUCUAGCAGUGUCCUUGGGGCAUUUGGAAUCAGUGAGAGUUCUCCUGAGGCAUGGAGCAGAUGUCACCAAAGAGAAUAUUAAGAAUUGGACAGUGCUGCAGGAGGCGGUCAGCACAGGAGAUCCUGAGAUGGUGCAGUUGGUGCUGCAGCGACGGGACUACCUCAAAGCCUCCACAGCUCUUGGAGGAGUGCCUGAGCUGCUGUCAAAGAUACGAGAGUCGCCAGAUUUUUAUUUGGAGAUGAAAUGGGAGUUCACAAGUUGGAUCCCACUGGUGUCGAGGGUGUGCCCCAGUGACAUCUGUCGGGUAUGGAAAAGUGGCGCCAGCCUGCGGGUCGAUGCCACCCUGCUCGGCUUCGAAAACAUGACCUGGAUCAGGGGCAGGAGGAGCUACAUUUUUCGGGGAGAUGACAGCUUUACAGAGCUCAUGGAGAUAAACCAUGAUGACGAGGUGGUGGACACAGAGCGUUUCGAUAUCGAAAUGGAGGAUGUUACACUCGAUUCCAUGCAACCUAACCAGCAGGAAGUUGCCAAGAGGCUGACUACGCCCAUUGUUAACACCUUUUUGGACACCAAAGACAUUGCCUUCGAGAGGUCAAAGUCUGGUAUCUGGGGAUGGAGGUCUGACAAAACAGAGAGUGUUAAUGGAUUUGAAGCAAAGGUUUUCAGUGUAAAUAACGUGAAUGUGGUGAUUCGAACCAGGACUGAACAUUUAACCGAUGAAGAAAAGACCAGAAUAAAAGGUGAAAGGAACAUUCUCGAGUCACUGCUUGGAACUGUAGAGCAGCAUGUCAGUGUUCAAGGGGAUCUCACUUUGGAGUAUGCCACAGCCACCAACCCCACAGCCAUCACACCAGAGGAGUACUUCAACCCAGACUUCGAUCUGCAGGACAGAGACAUUGGCAGGCCAAUUGAACUCACCAUCAGGACCCAAAAGUUCAAGGGUACUCUGUGGAUGAGCGAGGAGUACCCGCUCUCCCUGGUGGAGCAAGUGGCCCCCAUCAUCGAGCUGAUGUCUCGCACCAGCUCCCACUUCGCCCGCCUCCACGACUUCCUCAUCCUCAGGUUCCCUCCCGGAUUCCCUGUCAAAAUAGAGAUUCCGCUCUUCCACGUGCUCAACGCCCGCAUCACCUUCGGGAACGUGAACAAGUGCAGCACUGAAGAGCCAGCCAGUGCCACCCCUGCCACCACACCUGCUGCUACGCCCUCUACCACCCCUGCCACCACGCCCUCUGCCACACCUGCUGCCACCCCCACGCCCACUGCCACGCCUGCUGCCACCCCCACGCCCUCUGAUGAGGGGGAGGAAAGCGAGACCACAGCUCUGGCAGGAGCGGCCCCGUUUCAGGUCUGCCCGUCAGUGUUCGUCGUGCCUGCGCACUACCGGCACCGCGGCGGCAGCCGGCACAUGCCAACCACGCACUCCCACAGCCAUGAGGAGGAGCUGCUGCAGUAUGCCAUCCACCAGAGCCUGCUGGAGUCCAGCGUGGGACCCACACCGGAUGUGGUCUGGGGAGAUGCCAAUGGAAUGGUCCCUGAGCUCAUGGGGAGUAGCCAAAGUGAUGGGACCCUGUCAUCUGAAGGCGUUCUCCUGGACCUCGGAGACACCAGCACGGCCAGCUCGGUGUCCGUCUCCAGCCCGGACAACGAGCUGCGCCUGGCACUGGAGCUGUCCGCUCGGGCCAAGGAGGACGAUGAGCGCAGGAGGAAGGAGGAGGAAGAGGAGCUGGAGAGGAUACUGCAGCUCUCCCUCACCGAGAAGUAAAGCGGUCACAACAACAGACUGGGUGCAGGCCAGGGCUCAAAAAGAAAACAAGGAAAGACAACAUAGGAGGGGGAAAAAAAAGGGAGCGAGUCCAUAUUUUUUGCCAUUUUACCACAUAAUUUUUUUUUCUAAUUCAAACUCUUAAUAAGUAAUCCAUAAUCUUUUGCCACAGACUAGCAGGAGAUAUGCUAACAGUCAGUUAACAUUUGUGAGAUGAAGUCGCUUAGCGAUUUGAAGUAUAUUUCUGGAGCAGAUCUUUGAGGCACUUUUUUGCUGUAUUCACCAUUCUGAAUAUUUGAAACUCCCUGUGAAUUGUAAGCUUCCUUUUCCUUGCCUCACAAAGUUCUCUGAGUCUCUCAACGCAGUCUUUUUCCCCCCAUGUCGGAUUUUAAGGUGUUCGUUCGUUCGUUCCAGCGCGUGGUGAGUGUGGGUCUCUUUCUGCUUCUAUACCCAGGCACUGAAAGGAUACAAGACCAAGAUAUCGUUGUUUUUGUAGAUUGUGCUGCUGGUGUACCAGUGUUCCGGAUGUGUGUGCGUGUGUGUACAUACACACAUGAGUGAGUGUGCAUUUUGCAUAAGAGUUUUGAGUUUGGGGAUGGGGAUUUUGGGCCAGGUUUGGGUCCCAGGGUUUUCGCCUUUAAAUUGAACAGACCAUCUCAGGGUUCCAGUUUUCCAUACUAACAAAGUAGUGUUGAAGUUAACACGACUACAUUAUGUGACAAGAAAACUGUAAUACUAACACAGCAGAUAUCAUCUUUUGUCGUGUUUUUAACAGGCUUAACAUAAACAUAUUAGAAAACAUUUUCACUUUUUUUUUUUUUUUUUUU